GCUGACUUUGCGGCCGCUGCUGAAGGCUGAUUGUUGCCGAGAGUUUUCUUGUCAAAAAACAAUUCAGAGGUUUCCCAUCAUGUUACCCGAGAAGAAAGAGGCGAUGGCGACUCCGUGUCGGAGGGGCCCUUGCUGCAGGGAGGUGCUGGGUCCAACUCCAUGCUCUGUGGCUGUGAUAGAGAAACAUACAGGAACCAGAACUCAAUCAAAAAUGAUGAGAGAAGCUGAUCUGGAUUCAGUUUGUCAGGAGUAUAGAAAGUUUGUAAAAGACUUUGAAGAAUGCAAACUCAAGAAUGUUCUUGAGUUAGAAGAAGAACAUAAAAGGUUACUGUGCAGCGUCAGGCACAAGCUCAAAAAGGCAAUGGAAUUUUAUAAAGAUGAUAUAGAAGAAAGAAGAGAAAGGCUGCGAGAACUUCUGGAAGCUGAGGAGAAAGAUUACGUGAACCAACUUAACCUUUUGGGAGAAACAGUUUUAGAGCGACAAGCAAAAAUGAGGCAACAAGUAAAAGAUCUUAAGAUACAAAGGGAGCGGGAUCGACAAAAACUGAUUGCAGAAAAACUUGAUCAACAAUUCCGGGAGCAAUGUGAGGAGCUGCAAACAAAGCUAUCUCACCAACGAGAGCAAGAGCUGGUCAAGGACUGGCAGGCACAAAUAGAAUUCAAUAAGAGACUGCAGAAUCAGCAAAAGGAAGAGGAUCAGCUCUUUGAUCAACUGUGGGAGAAGGACCGACUUGCCAAAGAGGAAAGGGCAGAAAAAGAAAUGAGAGAGCAAAAUGAGAAAAAGCAAGAAAUCCUGGCUGGUCAGCAGGAGCAGAUAGCGGAAGCUGAUGCUAAACGCAUGGAUCAGAAGCGCCAAAAAGAACAAGAGGCAGAGUUGAUGAAAGAAAAACAGCGUCUUUCAAAGUUGGAAGAUGAGCGGCUUGAGAGGGAGAAAAUUCAGAAACAGAAGAAAGUCCGUGAUAUUUUGGACAAUUCAAGAGUAUUGAAGGCAAAGCGAAUGGCAAAAGAGCAGGAGGAGGAGCAGGCACUUGAUAUAAAGUUAAGGGAUCAAGCACUGAAGGACAUUGCUGAUGAUGCCCAGGCACAGAUGCGGAAGAAGAUGGAUCUAAAGAGAGAACAGCAGCUAUAUCGAAGUUACUUGGCCCAGAAGGCAGAUGAUGAAAAACUUCAGGAAGAGGAAGCAAACCGGCUGAUUGAGGCAGACAUGGAGAAAACAUGGGCUAAACGCCUUGAACAGAUGCGCUUAAAGAAAGAGGCUCAAGACCGCCUCAAGAAGGAAGUGAUGGAAACACGCAAGCUUCAGGUUCAAGAGAAAUUGGAGGGAAAUACAAAGUCCCCACAACAACUGGCAGCUGAACGAGCAAAACUGGAUACAUUUGUUGAAGAACAGAAACAAGUGGAAGAGGAGAAACUGGUCAGAGAGAAACAAGCCCGGAAAGUGUUUCAGCAGGACCUCCUAUCUCAGAUCAAUUACCAAAAGCAACAACGUGAGAGAGAGAAAGUGGAGAGACAGCGAGAAGUUGAGGCAGGAAAACUACAAGAGGAAGCUUACCAGAAGAAACUUCAGGAAGCUCUCUCUAAACCUUAUACAGGCACUGAGAAAAUCCACCCCUGGAGGAGGAAGAAUUGCACCGUCCCCAAUGAAGUGUGUUAGAUUUAUUACUGCAACAUUAGAGAUGGAUACCACAGUUUUGUUUGAUUUAUAAGAAUAUUUGAGUGGUAUUUAAUGCUCAGUAGAACAUUUUAA
Pristis pectinata (smalltooth sawfish) is the source of this 1747-nucleotide messenger RNA. RefSeq names its product tankyrase 1 binding protein 1 (gene tnks1bp1). The coding region runs from base 80 to 1654 and encodes 524 amino acids. The transcript is spliced from 8 exons. NCBI's taxonomy places the organism in Eukaryota, Metazoa, Chordata, Chondrichthyes, Rhinopristiformes, Pristidae. The record is from RefSeq and is a predicted model, not a curated record.